This is a messenger RNA of Cynocephalus volans (Philippine flying lemur), 3789 nucleotides long. RefSeq names its product forkhead box K2 (gene FOXK2). The coding region runs from base 1 to 1965 and encodes 654 amino acids. Gene Ontology annotation, molecular function: protein binding; DNA-binding transcription factor activity, RNA polymerase II-specific; RNA polymerase II cis-regulatory region sequence-specific DNA binding. Lineage: Eukaryota; Metazoa; Chordata; Mammalia; Dermoptera; Cynocephalidae. The transcript is spliced from 9 exons. Gene Ontology annotation, biological process: regulation of transcription by RNA polymerase II. The record is from RefSeq and is a predicted model, not a curated record.
AUGGCGACGGCCGCGGCGGCGCUCUCGGGCGCGGGGCCCCCUCCCGCAGGCGGCGGGCCCGGGGGCGGCGGGUCCCCGGCGGGCGGCUGGGCCGUGGCGCGGCUCGAGGGCCGCGAGUUCGAGUACCUGAUGAAGAAGCGUUCGGUGACCAUCGGGCGCAACUCGUCGCAGGGCUCGGUGGACGUGAGCAUGGGCCACUCGAGCUUCAUCUCCCGGCGCCACCUCGAGAUCUUCACGCCCCCGGGCGGCGGCGGCCAUGGCGGGGCUACCCCGGAGCCGCCCGCGCAGCCCCGGCCCGACGCCGGCGACUUUUACUUGCGCUGCCUCGGCAAGAACGGCGUGUUCGUGGACGGCGUGUUCCAGCGGCGCGGGGCGCCCCCGCUGCAGCUGCCGCGCGUGUGCACAUUCAGGUUUCCGAGCACAAACAUCAAGAUCACGUUCACUGCCCUGUCCAGUGAGAAGAGGGAGCAGCAGGAGGCACCCGCGUCCCCGGUGAAGCCCGUGCAGCCACACAUCUCACCCCUGACCAUCAACAUUCCAGACACCAUGGCCCACCUCAUCAGCCCCCUGCCCUCCCCGACGGGAACCAUCAGUGCUGCAAAUUCCUGCCCAUCUAGUCCCCGGGGAGCGGGGUCUUCAGGGUACAAAAUGGGCCGUGUGAUACCAUCUGACCUCAAUUUAAUGGCUGACAACUCACAGCCAGAAAACGAAAAGGAAGCUUCAGGUGGAGACAGCCCAAAGGACGAUUCAAAGCCACCUUAUUCCUACGCACAGUUAAUAGUGCAAGCAAUUACAAUGGCUCCCGACAAGCAGCUCACUCUCAAUGGGAUUUACACGCACAUCACUAAGAAUUAUCCCUACUACAGGACUGCGGACAAGGGCUGGCAGAAUUCAAUUCGCCACAAUCUCUCUCUGAAUCGUUAUUUCAUCAAAGUACCACGUUCCCAGGAAGAACCAGGCAAAGGCUCAUUCUGGAGGAUAGACCCUGCUUCUGAAAGCAAAUUAAUAGAGCAGGCUUUUAGGAAAAGACGGCCUAGGGGCGUGCCUUGCUUUAGAACCCCUCUGGGACCGCUCUCUUCUAGGAGUGCCCCGGCCUCUCCCAAUCAUGCUGGAGUGCUGUCUGCUCACUCCAGUGGUGCCCAGACCCCUGAGAGCCUGUCAAGGGAAGGUUCACCGGCCCCCCUGGAGCCUGAGCCCGGUGCCUCACAGCCCAAACUCGCCGUCAUCCAGGAAGCCCGGUUUGCCCAGAGUGCACCAGGAUCACCUCUGUCGAGUCAGCCAGUCCUGAUCACCGUCCAGCGGCAGCUACCACAGACAAUGAAGCCUGUCACCUACACUGUGGCCACCCCUGUGACCACCUCAACUUCCCAGGCGCCUGUCGUGCAAACGGUCCACGUUGUCCACCAGAUACCAGCAGUGUCAGUCACCAGUGUGGCUGGACUGGCCCCAGCAAACACAUACACUGUUGCUGGACAAGCCAUGGUCACUCAGGCGGCUGUCCUGGCCCCUCCUAAGGCAGAGCCACAAGAGAAUGGAGACCAUCGAGAAGUGAGAGUGAAGGUAGAACCUAUCCCCGCGAUGAGCCACGCUGCGCUGGGCACCGCUAGCCGCAUCAUUCAGACGUCACAGACCACUCCUGUGCAGACGGUCACCAUAGUACAGCAGGCACCUCUAGGUCAACACCAGCUACCAAUAAAAACUGUCACACAAAACGGCACACACGUGGUCCCCAUGCCUGCUACUGCAGUCCACGGCCAGGUGAACAAUGCAGCGGCAAGUCCUUUACACAUGCUGGCCACCCAUGCAUCGGCGUCAGCGUCCCUGCCCACAAAGCGUCAGAACGGUGACCAGUCAGAGCAGCCAGAGCUGAAGCGGGUCAAGACAGAAGAUGGUGAAAGCAUCGUCAUCGCCCUGAGUGUGGACACUCCUCCAGCAGCAGGGAGGGAAAAGGGCGUCCAGAACUAGCGAUGGGCAGAGCUUUCCUCACUUAAAAACAUCAACUUUGUGGUGCCAAAAGGAGACAUUGCCUCUCACCGAUCCUCAGAGUGUGUCCUCUCUUCGGUGGGUAAAGGGCCCUGCGGUUGGACUUCAUCUCUCAGCACUGAAAACACAAAACCCAGGUGGCCUUAAAACUCCUUAAUUUAAAGACAAAAGUCACACUUGAACAAAAACCACACACAGCAAAACCUGGUUCCAGAGACAGCAUCUCCCCUGCCGAGCACUCGCCGGCUGCCGCCUUUAGGCUGAGCUUUUUAACUGCGAGCAGAAAUUCAUGGUCCUUCCUCGAGGACUGAGCAUCUCCAUCUGAGGAUAGCGUGGCCAGCACCUGGUGCAAGCGGAGCCCCCGGGACUGGGCCUCCUGGAGGGGACAGGGCAGGAGCCGCCCUGGCUUCCCCACGGGACCCGCUGGCUGGCAGUGGGAGGCAAGACAGUAUUUCGUUGUACACAUGUGGAUUUAGAAUAUUUUGAGGUGUACUUUCUUUACAGAAUGAUGGGGUCUUUGACAUUUCACAUCACUCCAUUUCUACUCUGGAAAUUUUGGAAUCACACAGGACCUUUCAUGUGGAUUUCAUUUGGGGAGAAGAAACAACCUAGUUUUGUUCGUUUUUGUUGUUUGUUUUCAGCCUACGGAAUGAUUUGCUUUUGUCUGUCCUGUUAAAGUUUAGAUGGAGCUACUUUAUGAUAUCUGCACAUUUUCCAUAGAGCAGUUGCCUGAUAAAUUGAAUCCACCUCCAUUUCAGUGUGUAGGGUGGACGGUGGACGGUGGACACCGCGGCUGCAUGUACCGUGAGAAUCCGGGGACGAGCCGGGGACGGGAGAGAACUGCUGGGGCUCAUCCGACUGCACUUACCUGUUCUCUUUCUUGCUAUUUUUUGUUGUUUGUUUCCUUGUGUUGACUUUGUCCCUGGCAUAAUUUCGACUCUAAGUAAAACAAGUCUCCUAAGUAUUGUGUAUGUUUAAAACAACAGAGCUAUUACUACAUUUGGGAAAAAAGAUUCAGUCUUAUCACACAUCCUUUCAAACAAAGAUCUCUCCAUGGUAUGUUCGACUUUACAGGUGUCAUCACCGGCUCUCAGCGCUGUCCGACCCGCUGUCUGCACAGUGAUGCUGAAGUUGCCCGGUCCUGGCAGGAGCAGCUGCGGGGAGCGUUAGCUGCAUGUUAGCAUGAGGCUCUUGGAAGCAGCGCCCUGCGGUUAAGCACUGGAAACAUCUAGGUCGUUUUCUGAUUUGCAAUAGGAAAUUCCUCUGACUUUCAGAACUGAAUCCAACAGUAAGGCUGGUUUCUCUUCUACAGAGAAGUGAAAGUGGGGGGAAAGGAAACAAAGGUGAGAGUAGACGUGGGAGGCCCUGCACAGCCUCAGCCCAGGCUCCGCGGGAAGAAGGCACUCGCCUCUCCAGAGUGUCGGGGUGGGGCCAAGCAGCAGUGCAAAUAGAAGGAGGGCGCUAGCCUUAUUGUGAAUUUUUUAAUGUCAUCAUCAUAACGUUAUUUAUUUAAAUGUAGUUAUUUUGGUAUUUAAUUUUUUUUAAAGAGAGGAAAAAAUACCUGUAUUUUCCUGGUAGAAUGAAAUGGCUCAGAAUGGUAUAUUUAGGCAAUUUAAAAACAUUUAUUAUUUACAUAAAGACCAAAUAUGAUAAAUCUGUUCUAAGUAUUGUGUGUCAAUCCACAGUAUGGCGCUGUCACAAUGUUACUGCAGAUAAUGCAUAUUAAAAAUUAUGAAAUUACUGCAAACUAGCUGGAUUUAUAACUCAGCCAUUUAAAAAAUAAAAGUGAAUCCAUCAUGUGAAUGA